CCUAGUGUGGGAAGGGAUAUUUUAUUGUCAUAUGCAUCAAUGUCAUAAUAUAUAUUUUAUUCAUAAAUCAACAUCAGAAGGGAUACGCGAGACAUAACAGACGAGCCAAGUCAGCCGACGUGCUAACGCAUAUGAACGCAUACGCCGACUUUCGAACCGGCUAUGGCUAUGGCUAUGCUUAUGUGUGCGCUCUUCUACCCGCCCGAAGCUGGCCGAGCCGCGCCGAGUCGCCGCCGAGCGCCCAGCGCACACGUACACGGCUCCGUCAGCUGUGUGCGUGUCCCCACCAGGCGCGCAGGCAGCGGGCAAACAGCACCAUUGGCACCUCUGAACACAGCCCUUGUCAGUAUGUUACCACGGAAAUUCCCCAUAAGCUGCUCUUACUAGCUAAACUUUGGGAAAAGCGAAUCCGUAAUUCCCGACCGGCCGACAGAGGUCUCCACUCUUACUCCUGUCGACCCUUAAUGUGCCGCACUGGCUAG
Molecule: messenger RNA, 482 nt
Organism: Temnothorax curvispinosus
Lineage: Eukaryota; Metazoa; Arthropoda; Insecta; Hymenoptera; Formicidae
Exons: 2
Coding region: 132-482 (116 amino acids)
Source: RefSeq, a predicted model, not a curated record